Apus apus (common swift) is the source of this 6669-nucleotide messenger RNA. It is a transcript of the gene NACC2, whose product is annotated as NACC family member 2. The record is from RefSeq and is a predicted model, not a curated record. Bases 203 to 1939 code for a protein of 578 amino acids. Gene Ontology annotation, biological process: regulation of transcription by RNA polymerase II. Lineage: Eukaryota; Metazoa; Chordata; Aves; Apodiformes; Apodidae. The transcript has 6 exons. Gene Ontology annotation, molecular function: RNA polymerase II cis-regulatory region sequence-specific DNA binding; DNA-binding transcription factor activity, RNA polymerase II-specific; protein binding.
ACUUGGUAAAAGCUUGAGCUACAGCAGAUACAAACCCAGGCUCUGAUACUCUAUAUUAUUUUUCCCCCCUCCCCUGAGCAUCGCGGGCCCCGCGGGCAGUGGGGCGGGGGGACACAGAGCCCCUCCAGCCAGCACUGAAGAUGUGCCCUACUUUGGAUAUUCCUGCAUUGAAUGUCUGAGGAGCUCCAGCCGAUCCUGAGCCAUGUCGCAGAUGUUGCACAUAGAGAUUCCCAACUUUGGGAACACCGUUCUGGGCUGCCUGAACGAGCAGCGGCUGCUGGGGCUGUACUGCGAUGUCUCCAUCGUGGUGAAGGGCCAAGCCUUCAAGGCUCACCGGGCAGUCCUGGCUGCCAGCAGCCUCUACUUCCGAGACUUGUUCAGUGGGAACAGCAAAAACGCCUUCGAGCUGCCGGGUACCGUCCCCCCCGCCUGCUUCCAGCAGAUCCUCUCCUUCUGCUACACCGGGAAGCUGACCAUGGCGGCGAGCGAGCAGCUGGUGGUGAUGUACACGGCCGGCUUCCUGCAGAUCCAGCACAUCGUGGAGAAAGGGACGGACUUGAUGUUCAAGGUCAGCUCUCCUCACUGUGACUCUCAGACCACCAUGAUCGAAGACCCCAGCUCGGAGCCGCAGAGUCCCUGCAACCAGCUGCAGUCGGCCUCGGCGCCCUACGUCAUGUCCCCCUCCAUGCCCAUCCCGCUCCUCACCCGUGUCAAGCACGAGAACCUGGAGCUCCAGGCUGCAGCCCUGCCCGGCCUGCCCGGCAAGCGGCCCCUGGAGCCCGGCGCCCGGGAGGGGACAGGUGCUGCAGGCCCCAACGCUGGGCCCCUGAAGCUCUCCCGUGUCUCCUACUACGGGAUGCCCAACCUGGCCACCCUCAUCCCCAAUGUCCAGCAGGUCCAGUACUCACAGGGGGAGCGGACGAGCCCCGGCGCCAGCAGCAUUCCCACCACCGACAGCCCCACCUCCUACCACAACGAGGAGGAUGAGGAGGAUGAUGAGGCAUACGACACCAUGGUGGAGGAGCAGUAUGGGCAGAUGUACAUCAAGUCCUCGGGAGGCUACUCUGUUGCUCAAGAGAAGCCAGAGCAGAUCCCACUGGAGAACCGCUCCUGUGUCCUCAUACGACGGGAUCUAGUUGCUCUCCCAGCCAGUCUUAUCAGUCAAAUCGGAUACCGUUGCCACCCAAAGCUCUACUCAGAGGGAGAUCCUGGAGAAAAACUUGAGCUUGUUGCAGGCUCAGGUGUUUACAUCACCCGGGGGCAGCUGAUGAAUUGCCACUUAUGUGCCGGUGUCAAACACAAGGUCCUUCUGAGACGUCUCCUGGCCACCUUCUUUGAUCGGAACACACUUGCCAACAGCUGCGGAACUGGAAUCCGGUCCUCCACCAGCGACCCCAGCAGGAAGCCCCUGGACAGCAGGGUUCUUAAUGCAGUCAAAUUGUAUUGUCAGAAUUUUGCCCCGAGCUUUAAGGAGAGCGAGAUGAACGUCAUAGCAGCCGACAUGUGCACCAACGCCCGCCGCGUCCGCAAGCGCUGGCUGCCCAAGAUCAAGUCCAUGCUGCCAGAGGGGAUGGAGAUGUACCGCACGGUCAUGGGCUCCACCACAAACAGUGUCCCCCUGGAUCCCGAAUUCCAGCCCAACACUGCUCAGGUCUUUGAGCAGCGCAUCUAUGCAGAAAGGAGGAGCGAUUCGGGAACUAUCGUAGCCUUGAGAACUAACACGGUGAACGUGGAGCUGAGCAACGGAUCCAGCCAGUCCUUCGAGCAGAGCGAGGACGCCGAGGGCGCCGGCUCCGUGAUCCAGGAGGCAGCUGCCACGGAUGCUCUGGCAUCGGAUCCCCAAAGCACUCCACAACCUUUUGAACAAGGUUCGGGCUCCUCCAGCCGGCCCGAAACCCCCGCCAGAAGACAGGAUGGUACUUACGGAGGGACUUUAUAAAGAGGGCAAACGUUUCGUGACCUAUAAGGGAUCUGUAAUACUAAAGCUGCUUGCAUGCGUUACUAAUACAAAACAAAAAAAAUGUGAUCAAGCCACUUACCUACUGAACUGCUACUGUUGCCUGAAAAAAAUGUGAUUUUUAUUCUGCUUGUAUUUAAAAUUUAUGAAGGAAAUAAUCGCAUUCGUUAUACUGUAAACGACUAGGUCUGUGGCGACCUACUUUAAAAAAAAAAUUGGGCUCCUUUUUUGAUAUUCCUGAGGUUAGUCUAUAAGAUUGUAGCUUUUUCUCUAUUUUUUUUUUUCCUUUUUCUUUUUCCUUUUUUUUUUUUUUUUUAAUUUCAAGAAGGGGAGGAGAAAAGCUAGCCACCCCCCCAACCACCACCCCCCAUCACCACCCCAUCCCAUCACUCAGCUCAGAAGUAAAGCCAUCGUUAACCUUGUCCUCUAAAGGAAGUUUUACUGUCACUUAACAGGAAAGCAAAGGUGUGUUAGGGUACAGGUGCUGUGACUGGCGAUGUUUGUCUUGAGGAGAGGGGCUCUGGCCAAGUGGGACAGGGUGGGGGAAAUUGUUAAAGGCUUCUGGUGCCCGAGGAAGCCCCUUGUCAAGGGUGCUGCUGUGGGGCAGGGUGCUGUGGGGCAGGGUGCUGGGGGCAGGGUGCUGUGGUGCCCAGCUGCUGCUGAGGGCUCAGUGCUGUUGUCUUGGGGAGUUUUAUCCAGUUCUGCAGGAGUUGAGGCUCGCACGUGUCGGGAGGACUGUGUGGGAUGCAGGCACAGGGCCUGGCUGCUGGAGUGGUUGUUGUCAGGUUGUUGGUUUGGUUUUUUUGUUUUCCCAACACAACUGGGUUUGGGUUUGGAUUCCCUCUCCCUCCCAGUGACUCCUUUUCCUUGGCUUCUCCUCGCUUGCACCUUCACAUCACCCAUCUCUUGGGUGAACAGGCUGGAGUCACCCCGCUGCACCCCUCGCCUCGGGCAGGCAGGGAGGGGGACUGAGCCCCAGGGCCACCUCCUGGGGGUGGGAAUUGCCCCCUCAGCCCCCUGCAAAAGGGCUUUGCAGCCACUGCUGAGAAGGGAAACCCGUUGUUGGCCAAAGGGUUUGGAGCUGGGAGCGUUUGGUGUCUGCUCCUGGAGCCCGGCGCAGCCACCAGCGUGUGGGCUCUGGGCUCUGGCUUUUGUGUGAUUUAGAGUGUGUUGGAUGCAGAAAGGUUUUUAAAAGAAAACCCAAACAACAGAAUGAGCUUUUGUGUCCUUCUGUGAAGAGGUUUUGGGGGGGAGGAAGCGUUUUACCUCUUGCUCCUCACCCUCCAGACAGGCCCUUACGGGGAGAGCCCCACGUGAGGUAUUUGUUGGGGUUGUUGGUCAAAGCUGGUGUCCCAGGCUGCGCUGGCUUUGGUGGCCUUGGGCAGGGGGCUGGCAGGGCCAGGGUCCCCCAAGGGACGGGGGCAGCGACGUGGAAGCCAAGUGUGGCUUUUUUCUUCUUUUUGUUUUUUUUAAUUCUUAUUUUCACUGUGACUGAAGGGCCUGUUUUGAUGGUCUUCACAGCUUGUUCUGUAACAAGUUUGGGACUAGGAGCAAGCACGAGGUGCACGGUCCCCCCUGGAGGCUGCCCUGGCUGGGCUCUUCUUUCCUGCUUUGGUUCCUGAAUCCAGACAAUGCUUUGCUCAGGGUUUUCUUCCUUCUUUGUAUUUCCAUUGGGAAAGGGGAGGGAGGGGAGGAUAAAACCCAACUUUUGGCCCUUUGUUUUGUUUUCUUCGAUACUUGAAGCAGUUUUUUGCAUCCUGAUAACAAAGCUGCCUGGCCUUCGCCUCUUCCCCUGCUCCUUGCCCUGAGGGGAAAAAAAAAAUAAUCACUGGUUUCUGCCUCCUGCUUUGCUCUGCUCUUGGUUUUUGGCAGGGCUUGAGUGCACUGUGGUGCCCUGGACUGGGUGCCCUGAUGUGGGGGGUCUGGGGCAGGUGGGGACACACAGGACCCUGCGAUGCUCCAGGGAGCAGGACGAGCAGGGCUGAGGGUCCCACUUGCACUUAAGUCAGCAAACAAAAACCAGCUCAUCCCCCUGAGCAGCACCAUGGGAGGGGGACAGACCUGAGCAGGGUGGGGACAGGGAGCUGGCCUUGGGGUGGGCUUGGUCCCCAGCCAUCCUGAGGAGAUGGAGAGGGCCCAGUUCCUUGGCCCUGCAGGUGUCCUGUGUCCCCGUUCCCUGGAGGUGGCUGCUGGGGUCCAGUGCUGGGGCAGCUCAGGCAGGCUGGGGGGUUCCAGUUUGCCUGAGGAACCCCCCGAUCCCCUCCCAUCACCUCCCCAAAGUUUGGGUUUGCCAAAAGUUUGAGGCAAGUUGGGAGCAGAUCCAGGCACCGGAGAUCUAAGUCCCUUCUUUGUGUGUCUGUGUGCAUAUAUAGAGAGAUACAUAUAUUUUAAAGAUACUACAAAGGAUUCCUCCUCCUUUUUGGCACUUGCUAGGGUCUGGGGAGCAGCCGAGCCCCCCCACAGGGUUCUCAGUUGGCUUUAGGGAUUAAUCCUGGACCAAACCUGUGCCCAGAGCAACGGCCCGGCCGGCGGGGCCACCGGGGCAGCAGCAGAAGUACUUGAAUGGCUUAGGACAGAGAGUCUGAAGAGAGUCAAGUUGCACAGUGAAAAAAUAUAUAUAUUUUUAUACCUAGCACAACUUCCUGUAUAUUUUUGGGGUUUGUUUCUUUCUUUUUUUUUUUUUUCCUUCCUUUUUUUUUUUUUUAGUUUGGGUUUGUUUAUUUUAUUAAUUAUUAUUGUUAGGAAGGCAAACUUCUAAAAUGUGAAGGGCGUUGGGUUUUUUUGUUUUGUUGGUUUUUUUUCCUUAUCUGGUAGAUGAGGGCAAGCAUUUUGCACUAAUGUUUCCUGUGUGUGGAGGAUUAAUGAUAAUGUUUGAAGCUGUUCUAUGGCAAUGAUUGUAUUCUUCCGAAAAAAACAAGAAAAAAACACAACAAAAAAUGACAAAAAAAAAAAGUAACCCCUUUCAAAUGCUGAAUGUAAGGUGAGAACAGAGCAGUCCAUCGAUUGUAUGCGGCUUUCCUGAGUGCCUUAGAAUUUUUUGAUCAUUUUUUUUCCAAGGAAAACAGAUUAAGACGAUCAGAUCAUAACCGACUCCUUCCUCCUCUUUGUUUACGACGCUGUUUUAAAUUAUAGAACUUGGGGCUGCUUUAUAAUGUGAAUAGGAAAACUGCAUUCAUCUAGGUCUGGUAGUGUAAAAUCAAAGCAUCAGUAUUUAUGGUAUGUCUGCACCUUUAUUCUUAUGCUUGACUAUUAGCAAUAUUACAUGUAUGUUAUAUAUCUAAAGUUAUACCAAGCACCUUUAAAGAGAACAGAGCGUAAGCGUCCGGCUUCCCUGCAGCUGCCAUAGAGUGUAGAGCCAGCCCCUCUCCUCCUUAGCACCAAUUAACACCAUCCCCGAGCUGCCGCUGUGUGGAAGGGUGCAUGGACCUUCCACGGUGGUCCCACACCCCGGUGUCCUGCAGGCUGGGGGUCCCGCCAGCCUCCCCCUGUCCCGUGGGAUGGUGACCUGGCUCUGGGGCAGGCAAGGCAGGGGCUGGGGAGGAGCUGGGGAGCGGGUCCUUGUGCCACCUCCACGGGUCAGAUCUUCCAAGUGUGGUUUCACCCGAGAAAUGGGACCCCGGGAGGGGUGCGGGGGGGAGCCUGGCGGUGGGUGACACGCAGGGUCCCCUCCUCCAGCCAGCCCCCCCGCCCCACAACUGGAAUUGCCCCCCUCUCCCCCAGCAAUGGGGGGCACCCCUCGCCCCCCCCGCCCCCCAACCCCGGGCCUUUUUUGUUGUUGUUUUGUUAUUUGGUUUGUUUUUUUUUUCCCCCAGGGGUUUUGCUCCUCUGGCUUGUUUGUAUUUUUUCUGGAAAGACCCCUCCCGGGAGGGUCAGUCCCAGCGCUGUGGUGCCGGUUCCGUGGCCAUCCCGGGCUCCAGCUGCUGUUCCCAGUAUCCCUGCUGUCCCAGUUUGUCGUGCUGUGGGGGUGGGGAGGGGGAGGGAAGCGAGCUGGGGGGGCUUCCCCGGCCCCGCACCCCCUGCCCGGCUCACCCGACGCACUCGCAUGGGAAACCCCUCAGCUCCCCCGGGGAGGUUCUUCCACUGUUAAGCGUUUUGCACACAAAAUUGUGAUUUUUAUGUCAAGGUGAUUAAAAAAAAAAAAAAAAAAAGAAAAGAAAAAAAGGCAAAAAAAACAAAGGCAAAAAAAAAAAAAGCCAAAACUUGCAAUACUAUUUUUAGCAGACAAAAAAAAAAAUUAAAAUAAUAAUAAUAAAUAAUUAAAAAAAAACCACAACUGAGUUAUAAAUGUAUAAAUAUUUUUGACUUGAACAUUGGGAUGGCACUUGAUUCAAAUAGAGCAUUAAUCCUUUGGACAGAAUGUUUGGGGGGGGAGGAAAAAAAAGGACUUCAAGUACAAGGUUGUUUUUAAAGCGUCUUCAUAGGGUAUGAAGUAGUACUGUAAUUCAUGACUGUUAAAAAUACUUUCUGUGCUGUAAGGAAAUCUCACAGUACCACUGAAUUAUGUUCCUCAACUGUCUCAGCCACGAACGAUGCUAGCUGCUUUUAUUUGUUUCUUUAUUAUUAUUUUUUUUAUUGUGCAUUAUUCACUAGUAUUUAUGUGCUCUUACUCUGUAUAGUUAAGACUGUUAUUUUGUAGCCAUGGCUGACACGAAAUAUCAAUAACUAAAAAAACAAACAAACAAAAACAAAAAAAAAAAAAAAGAAAAAGAAAA